AUGACGCACCUGGAGAAGAUGGUGAAACUCACCAAGAUAAUUGAUGUCGCCUUUGAGAACGGCACGCUUACUCAUCUAGUUCGAUACAGCCAAGCAAUGAAAGUGCCCUAUCUUAGGGCAGUCAUCCAGGAGUCACUUCGGCUGUUUCCGCCCUUUGUUGUGCAGAUACCACGUUAUGCGCCAGCUGCAGGUUUGCAGGUGGGCAUGAAUGCCAUGUUCACACAGUACGAUAAGAGCGUUUUUGACGAAGACGCGUACGAGUUCCAGCCUGAGCGGUGA
Parastagonospora nodorum SN15 is the source of this 279-nucleotide messenger RNA. RefSeq lists its product as hypothetical. The transcript has 2 exons. Gene Ontology annotation, molecular function: heme binding; monooxygenase activity; oxidoreductase activity, acting on paired donors, with incorporation or reduction of molecular oxygen. The record is from RefSeq and is a predicted model, not a curated record. The coding region runs from base 1 to 279 and encodes 92 amino acids. Lineage: Eukaryota; Fungi; Ascomycota; Dothideomycetes; Pleosporales; Phaeosphaeriaceae.